This is a messenger RNA of Pseudoliparis swirei, 5529 nucleotides long. Its product is annotated as inactive tyrosine-protein kinase PRAG1. NCBI's taxonomy places the organism in Eukaryota, Metazoa, Chordata, Actinopteri, Perciformes, Liparidae. The transcript has 6 exons. Gene Ontology annotation, molecular function: ATP binding; protein kinase activity. Gene Ontology annotation, biological process: protein phosphorylation. The record is from RefSeq and is a predicted model, not a curated record. The coding region runs from base 266 to 4327 and encodes 1353 amino acids.
CCAGCCUGCAGCAGCACACGGUCUCCUGGGGCAUUAACCUGUCGCGUGUGGGAUACCUGAAGACAGCCGGAUAUCGGCUUCCGCGUCAAUUAGGAGAGCGCGGGAGCAGCUGUGUGGCCGGCUCUUCUUGUGUCCGCUGCUGAGGGGGGCAGAGCACUUGUGUUGCCGGGGGAAGAGAAAGUCCAAGCAGCUAUGAUGGUUCAUCCGGCUUCUGCCACAUCACUCAACAGCAACUUCUGACCAAACCUGAUUCAGCAAACCAAAGAUGUCAGCGUGCGGCGACUUUGCAGAACACGUGUGGAAACCUGGCUCUUGCAAGAACUGCUUCCACCCACGCAGUGCACACCACAAGACUGCCGGCGGCCUGGGCGGCAGUGUGCCAGCCGCUUGUUUGAAGAGCAUCCUGGGAGGCGAUGAAGAAUCUGGAGUCAUAGCGCCUUCACCCUACAGCAAGCCGACCAUCGCAGUCAGACCCACGAUGAUGAGCCUCGACACCAACGAGUCAAUGAGCGACCUCACCAUGAACAUAGAGCAGGAGAACGCCAAGAGCCCAGUUGAGCGUAUGGGCUUGAAGAAACUCUUGGACCUGUCGUCUCUUUACAUCGACAGUAACGGCUGCAACAAGACCCACAGAGAGGCCGCCCUUCAAAGCCCUGAAACCAAGAUGGACUACAGCAACUGCUUCUCUCUGGCUUCAUUAUCCCCCAACAUCCUGCCGAAAGACUCCAUGAUCAUCAGCAAUAUCUUUGUCACCCAGGAGGAGGGUAGAGGUUCUCAGAGUAUAAAGAAGAGCGCCAAUGGAGACAUCUGUAGGGAGCAGAAUACAACAAGCUCCAGAACUAAGAGCACUUAUAAUGGAAUUGGUGUGACUGCCAGGGCAAAUUGUCACGAGUCCCACCUGGCCUCCGUGGAGAUACCUUUUUCUGUGGAUAUUGUCACUUCCAGUCCGACUGCAGUUCAUAGCAAUGGCAUCAGCAGCGGGAAUACCGCUGCUGUUCCAACUAAGACACCCAGCACUUCUACUACUUUCCUCACCACAGCCUUGAGUGUGGACGCCGUUAGCCACAACCCUCCCCCAUCCCUCCACUCUCCGCCCGUCCUGUCUGAACAGACCAGUCUAUCGGACUCCUCCUGUUCUUACCGAAGUAGUACAGAUUCACUUCCUGGGGCCGAGUGGUCUGGAGGAAGACGAGUUAAGUCGGGGAGCCCCCAAAGCCCAACGGCCAUGGGUAGCUUCCAGUCAGCUCCCAGCUCUCCGAAUGAACAAGACUCGGAACCCAUUUAUGCACAGAGCACCAAGAAAAAGCGCAGGCCAGAAGGAAAUGGGGUGCAAUCCCAUCUUGUGUCCCCAACCCGGACUAAGAACUCAUCCAAGGGCUCUGAGCUGUCAGCUGAGAGUCAACGGGCCACCAUCACAGUGAUGGCCGCUCACACGGAGCAGAACAGGACGAUCUUCCUCAGCAGUCCAGAUUCAGCCAUCGGCACCCAAUGCCACUUCAGCCCCACAGCACGUAAAGACCCCAGCAGCCCGGCUUUCCGGUGGCCCAGCCCCAGCCAUAGCCACAGCGCACCCUCGUUGGUCCCAGAAGCCAGCCUUACCCCAACUCUCCACCCCAAGCCUCAGUCCAGCCCGCCCAUUCCCCCGAAAAGGACCUCCCGUUCCCCGAGACUGGGCGCCUCCAGCCUCUCACCGUCCAUCUGUUCUCCCGUCCCUCUUCCAGAUCUCCCGAGACUGGGCGCCUCCAGCCUCUCGCCGUCCGUCUCUUCUCCCGUCCCUCUACCUGAACUCCCCGUGCUCUUCCUCGUCUCGGCUAGAGAGGGCCACUUCAAGGUCCACGCAGAGAGCCACAGCGCAGCGGUGUCUGAACGCUGGCACAAGCCCCACCACCACAAUGCUGGCUGGAACUGUCGCAUAGAGGAAGAAGAGGAGGAGGACGAGAGAGAGCCCAAAGAGGGACAGAAGAAGAAGUUGACCGCCCACCCAGGGACAACCUCUCGGGUGGCAUGCUUGGUCAAUGGUGCUGCUGUCUGGAAGAAGGCCAGGGACUCGAAGGCCCACAGCAGCCCCCCUCCAAUGACAGAGCCAGGCACGGCCCCCCCAGCUGCCCCCAACAAUGGUCCCUGUCAGGGCGAGACCGAGAGCACCGGUGCAGAGGAGGAGGGCAAGCAUAACGGGAGCAUGCCGUCCAAGCAACCGUUUCAUGGCGGCUCAUCAGAGCUGCUGACGGCAGGAAAGGGAGCCGCCAACAAUGAGCCCCAUCCUCCACCACCUCCACCCAAGAAGCUGCACAGAGUCAGUAGUAAGAUGAGCGGCAGCAACAUGGAGCUGGAUCGCUGCAGCCAGCGAGGGUCAGCGGGGAGCCCCACUUCCUCUCUGCGGGGCUUGGGCUCCAGCCUCUCCACCGCUUCCACUGACAACCUGACUGGGGACACUGGUUAUCGGGAUGCCACGCGGCACUCUUGUUCCUCUCCAUUCUCCAGUAGUCCAGUGGCCUCCGCUCCGGGGUCUCCGCACCAGCCCUCCUUCAGCAGCUUCAGCAACCAGCCGCCUCCACUCCCGGAGAAGAAGAUGGUCAACCGCACCGUGUCGGCCCCCGACAGCGGGAGGCCCUUUGUCCCAGCCUACCCGCGCCUCCCGUUCACGGGCUCGGAGAGCAACGUGUGUCGGCCCGCCGAUGUCGGCUGCCGCUCCAGCUUACCGUCCAGCCCCGUGGAGCCCCGCCCCGUGUUCUCCUCCAGCGAGUCUCUGGAGCGCUGCCACGCCCCGCUCGGCCGAGCCUCGAGGACCCGGACGCUGGACGAGCCGCCGAAGCCCCCGGGGCGUCUGGGCGUCCACUGCCGGAGCAGCGUCGCCUGCUCCUCCUCCCCCCAGCUCAGCGUGCCCUUCUCGUCCUCCGAGCCCAACGGGGGCUCCAGCCUGCAGCUCCAGACGCUCCUGAGUAACAUCGACAGUCGGGAGGGGGUGUACUCCAAACUGGGGGGCCUGUACGCCGAGUCUCUGCGGCGCUUGGCUCUCAAAUGUGAGGAUCACUUCACUCGCUCCCAGAGGAACCCGCUGAGGUUUGAGGAGAGCAACUGGUCUCUGUUCAGGCUCACCUCCAACAAGCCCAGCUGCAUCUCGGGCGAUGCCGUGUUCUACUCUGCCGCCUGCGCCUCAGACCCCAGCAACGCCUACGCUGUGAAGAUCUGCAAGAGUCGGGCGGCGGAGGCCACGCAGGGCCACCUGUACGGCCUGUCGGUCCAGCAGAGCAUGCCGCCGCACUUCAACCUCCAGCAGGACUGCGGACACUUCCUGGCCUGCGUCCCCCAGAGCAUGUUGCCGUCUGACGAAGUCGCUCCGCCCAGCGCCCCGGCGUCGUCGCCGCCGCCUCCGCCCCCUGCGUCUGCGCCGGUUCAGCAGGCGGAGCGCGAGCGCGUGGUGGUCAUCACCUCCGAGAUCCCGCGGCAGACGGCCGCCGACUUCGUCCGGGAGUGGGCGGCGUUCCAUAAAAGUCAUCCGGAGGUGUACGAGCGCCGCGUGUGUUUCCUCCUGCUGCAGCUCUGCCACGGCCUGGAGCACUUGAAGGAGCACGGGGUCACGCAUCGCGACCUCUGCCUGGAAAACCUGCUGCUGGUGCCUCACCUCCGCAGCCGGCCCUCCAAGUUCCCCCAGCAGUCGCACGCGGACGGCGGCGGCGGGGACGGCCAGCGCCACCUCCCCCGGCUCCUCAUCAGCAACUUUGCGAAGGCCAAGCGGCGCUCCCCCGAGGACGCCGCCUCGACCAGCGCGGACCCUCGCGUCAAACGGGACCACGCCCGGCUGGCGCCCGAGAUCCUCUCGGCGGCGCAGUAUCGUAAGUUCGACGAGUUCCAGACGGGCAUCCUGAUCUACGAGCUCCUCCACCAGGCCAACCCCUUCGAGGCGAGCCCGGCCCUGACGGAGCAGGACUACCGCUGCGAGGAGCUGCCGCCCAUCCCCCCCCUCUCCCUCUACUCCGCCGGCCUCCAGAGGCUGGCGCAGCUGCUGCUGCAGCCCGACCCCAUCAAGCGCAUCCACAUCCAGGAGGCCAAGCGCGUCCUGCAGAGCCUGCUGUGGGGCCCCCGGAGGGACCUGAUGGAGCAGCAGCGGGAGCGCCAGCGGGUCGGCUCCGUGGACGGAGCGCGGCACGAGGGCCUCCUGAACUGGCUGGACGUGAAGCGGGCCCUGCUGAUGAUGAAGUUCGCCGAGCGUUCGCUGGAAGCCGAGAGGAACGCCGAGCUGGAGGACUGGCUGUGCUGCCAGUACUUCUCCUCGGCUCACCCGCUGUCGCUCUGCCGCACCGCCGAGCUGCUCUACGCGCCGCCGUGACGGAGCGAGCGGGGCGGAGCUGCUGCGCGAACGAGCGGACGGGAGAGAGAGCGACGGUUUCAGGUAACGUCCGGACGGGAGGGGCUGUGAACCUCCGCCCACCCGGACCGUCCACUCUCUCCCACACGGCGUCCUGCAGACACACGGCCUGUGAAGAGCAGCCGUGUCCAGAUGUUCUGGUGACAAACGAAUGAGACGCUCUGUGCCCGUGACGCACACGUCCGUAAAAGAAGGAGGAAUAUGAACCGUCUUCAUACUCCCGUAAUACACUGACCAAAGUUUCAUGUCUGACACACUUGUGUGUAUUUAUUAAAAAUCUAUUCUGAUAUUUCACCCACUGAGAACCGGCUCAUGCUUCAUCGGUUCUGUUGGCUUUGGAAGUCAUACGGCGUCGUCUCUACGUUAACCUGCAGCUAACUUCUCAUUUUAAUAGAAACAUGAGGUCCCUCGCAGACUGACACUUUUGCACCUUUAUGUCAUGUUUAUUCAUGAGCUCAUCGGGCUGGACGGUGUUCUUUGUAAACGACACAAAUUCCAAUUUCCUUGAACCUAUCCACAGGUAUUACGUAAUACGGUCUGGCUCCUCUAUAUCACAUGGAUGAUAAGACGACGUGAGAGACGCUUCUACUGAACGGAUGCCCAGUUUUUCCUUAUGCUUAUUUUUGAGUAUCUAUUUAAAUGUGUUUACAUUUGCCUUUUGUUCUUCGUAUUUGUUUCAGUGACCCAGAAGCCAAAUGUAAAUAUUGCCGAUCGUUCGUCCCUCGUGAAACUGGCCUUUCACCGGAUGUUCUAGAAACACCUUUGUACAGUAGUUUGUAUGAUAUUGGAAGAAGAAUGGUCUUAAAAAGCCCUGAAUAUGAGCAGGAGCUGAACAAUAUUUAUGAUACAAUCUGCUCUCCUGUAGUCGUCACUGGAAUUUCUCUGUUUAUUUUCAUAUGUGGAUGAUGGAGUUGUUUGUGUUGCGCAGCAGCCUGUUGCUCUGCUUCCCGGAAGCUUCAAGUUUGAGAAUUUUAUCUCUAAUUUAGGAAUUCUUAAAGUCCAGAAUUCAACCGCCGUCACCAGGUUUCAGUCCAGGACCGACGAAUGUUUCUAAUGUUGCAGAGAGGAAAACAAACCUGGUCAGAUCUCCCCACUGUACAUUAUUGUUUUUGUUUUGUGUGCCUCACCUAUCAAUAAACUGUGCAUAUAUUUUCUCAGUGUUA